Molecule: messenger RNA, 516 nt
Organism: Anthostomella pinea
Lineage: Eukaryota; Fungi; Ascomycota; Sordariomycetes; Xylariales; Xylariaceae
Source: the annotation of a GenBank genome assembly
AUGGCAUCAUCAGACACUCCAUCGCAGCCCCCAGCUAUCAACUACGUGGUUGGUUUCCUGCUGGUCGGGAUCGCCUGGGGGCUCACUACGCCCUUCAUUCGCCGUGCGGCCAGGGACCACAACCCGCCGGCUCACCCGCUUCUCGCAAGAGACGACGUGAAAGCAAGCUGGCUCAAGAGCAAACUGUACGGCGCGUUCUUCGCGGUGGUCGACCUCCUGCGGAAUCCGAGAUACGCCGUCCCGCUGUUGAUCAAUCUCACCGGCAGCGUGUGGUUCUUCCUGCUCAUCGGCCAGGCUGGUAAGGUCUUCUGCAACGGCGUGCUUCGGUUGCCCGUGGCUUACCUUUUAUGUUUAGAGCUGAGCUUGACUGUCCCGAUCGUGAACACGCUAGCUUUCCUAUUCACGGUGCUCGGCGACUGGUGGGUCGACAGGAAGGUCAUAAGCCGGAAUACAUGGAUAGGGAUGGCAUUGUCGCUGUGUGGCAUUGGAUUGUGCGUUCAGAGCAAGUCGGGCUGA